Messenger RNA from Limulus polyphemus (Atlantic horseshoe crab), 636 nucleotides. Its product is annotated as leishmanolysin-like peptidase. Gene Ontology annotation, molecular function: metalloendopeptidase activity. Gene Ontology annotation, biological process: cell adhesion; proteolysis. The coding region runs from base 1 to 636 and encodes 211 amino acids. The transcript is spliced from 8 exons. The record is from RefSeq and is a predicted model, not a curated record. Gene Ontology annotation, cellular component: membrane; cytoplasm. NCBI's taxonomy places the organism in Eukaryota, Metazoa, Arthropoda, Merostomata, Xiphosura, Limulidae.
AUGAAUAACCGCUUCAUCCUUCAGCUGCUUGAGACUGCUAUACAUGAACUUAUUCAUGCUCUUGGUUUUUCACAAGACCUUCGAUCAAAGUUCAGAGACUGUUCAGACACAGCAUUACAAGAUCAACAAUGCCCACUGUGGAAAAGGACAGUUGUCAUGGACUUAUUUGGAGUGCCUCGUGUAGUACUACCAUCAGUUGUUAACUUCACAAAACAGCAUUAUAACUGUGAUAUAACUGACUUUGGAGCUCCUCUGGAUAAACUGCCAGAUGGUUCUGGAGGAUCUCACUGGGACCCCUUAAUGAUGUAUGGAAGUAUGAUGACACCAAAAAUUGGAGAGGCAGGAUUUGUGUCACUUGAUGUGAUGACUGCUGCACUGCUAGCUGACAGUGGCUGGUACAAAGUCAACUUCACAGCUGUUGACUCCUAUGUCUGGGGAAAAGAUCAGGGCUGUCAAUUUGGAUUGCCAAGUUCCUGUUCCAGCACAUCUGUUGAACGUCAAACCUCACUGUUGUGUAAUCCCAGCUCAGUUCAAGAAGGAUGUGAUUUUCUCCAUCGUACUGUUACCACUUGUCAAAAACUUAGUCCCAGUCAUGAGUGUGGCAUUUUUAAACCCAACGUUACUUUGAAAGAAUAA